Molecule: messenger RNA, 345 nt
Organism: Zasmidium cellare ATCC 36951
Lineage: Eukaryota; Fungi; Ascomycota; Dothideomycetes; Mycosphaerellales; Mycosphaerellaceae
Exons: 1
Coding region: 1-345 (114 amino acids)
Source: RefSeq, a predicted model, not a curated record
AUGAAGCCAUCUGUUUUGAUCAGCACGCUCCUCGCCAUCUUGGCUAGAGCUGCCCCUGCACCGGUGCCGGCUACAGCUGACGAAGACUACACCGUCACUGUCUACCAAGACAGUGCCUGCACAGUCUCACAGUUCUCCAAUACGUUUUAUACCGACGAGACUUGUUACCAGGUGCCGACGUUUGUUCGCGGCAAGUACGUGAUCUUUCGGUACACCUCGAGCGCACCUGGCGCUCUAGAAUUCUACAGCAAUGAAGGCUGCUCAACUCCUGUCCAUGAGGUUUCUCGCGGAGCAGGAGGGUGUACCGAGAUGUCUGACGUAAUCGCAUCGUUCGAGAGCUUUUGA